AUGAAUCAAAUUUCCCAAAACAUCCUGGUUCAAAAACUAAUCGACUAUAAACUAAGGUAAAUUAGAUUAAAAUAAAUUAAAGAAAGAACAAAAACAAAAGAAAAUCGAGUCCUUAAUUUUCACCCCCCAAGAUGCCAAUAUCUUAGAGAUAGACAUCACUUUCAAAUGGUCAUGCAUAUUCGAUUCAUUAAAAAUUGAAAUCAAUACAAAGUGAAGAGAAAGUAUUCAUUCCUCAGGCUAUACCACAGUCCCUGAUUUACUUGAUCUAUUGAGUC
Messenger RNA from Paramecium sonneborni, 275 nucleotides. The record is from the annotation of a GenBank genome assembly. Lineage: Eukaryota; Ciliophora; Oligohymenophorea; Peniculida; Parameciidae.